Messenger RNA from Uranotaenia lowii, 1788 nucleotides. RefSeq lists its product as uncharacterized. Gene Ontology annotation, biological process: DNA integration. The transcript has a single exon. Lineage: Eukaryota; Metazoa; Arthropoda; Insecta; Diptera; Culicidae. Gene Ontology annotation, molecular function: nucleic acid binding. The coding region runs from base 1 to 1788 and encodes 595 amino acids. The record is from RefSeq and is a predicted model, not a curated record.
AUGGGUAUCGGCGCAGUUGUUAUGCAUCGGUUCCCAGAUGGACGUAUCAAAGCAAUCGCUCACGCUUCAAAAACGCUUACUGUUACCGAACAAAACUAUAGCCAAGUGGAGAAAGAAGCGUAUGCCUUAGUUUUUGCUGUCACCAAAUUCCGUCGUAUGCUACUUGGGCGCAAAUUCAAACUCCAAACGGACCAUCAACCCUUGCUCAAGAUUUUCGGAUCCAAAAAAGGAAUUCCCCUUCACACUGCUAAUCGUCUCCAACGAUGGGCUUUGUCCUUGCUUGGGUUCGAUUUUGAAAUUGAAUAUAUUCCAACUGGCAAUUUCGGUUAUGUUGAUGUGCUGUCACGUCUAAUAAGCAAUCAUAAGAAACCUGAAGAAGAGGUCGUCAUCGCUACGAUCGGGGUAGAACAUGAAAUCACUGCGACUCUCGAAAAUAGCUUAUCGGCUCUACCAGUGAAUUUCAAAAUGAUACAGCAAGCCACAGCAACUGAUCCAACAUUGCAAGAAGCGAUGAAAUUAAUUGCAGUGGGUUGGCCUCACAGUAGCUCAAUCUCUGACCCUAAACUUAAAGCAUUAUACGGACGGCGUGAGAGUUUAUCUGUUGUGAAUGGAUGCAUUAUGAUGGAAGAGAGGUUGGUAGUUCCUGGCUCAUUCGGACAACGAAUCCUCAAGCAAAUUCACAGAGGCCACCAAGGAAUCGAGAGGAUGAAGGCAAUUGCUCGGAGCAUUGUGUACUGGCCUAAUAUUGACGACGAUAUUCAAGCAUACGUUCGCAAGUGCAGCAUUUGUGCCUCUGCUGCCAAAUCUCCACCACAUUUCCAGCCGCAACCGUGGCCUCGGGCUGAGGGACCAUGGAGGAGAAUUCACCUGGACUAUGCAGGUCCACUGCAAGGUUUGUUUUACCUAGUGAUCGUGGAUUCGUAUUCAAAAUGGCCAGAAAUUUUCGAGACUCGUUCAACUACAGCAGCCGUAACUAUCCGAUAUCUUAUGGAAACGUUUGCUCGCUUCGGAGUACCCGAAACGAUUGUCUCCGAUAAUGGCUCACAGUUCUCCGGUUCUGAAUUUAAAACAAUGUGCCAAAAAUUGGGUAUAGUACACAUCCGCACUGCGCCUUACCACCCGCAGUCGAACGGACAAGCAGAACGAUUCGUAGACACGCUCAAACGAUCAUUGCGCAAGAUAAUGGAGGGAGAAGGAGUACCAAGUACGGAAGCUCUUCAAACAUUUCUACAAGUUUAUCGGUCCACACCAAGCGCCGUAUUAGAUGGUAAAUCUCCAGCCCAAGAACUUUUCUGUCGUCCAAUGCGAACCACACUUGACUUGUUACGUCCCACAACACAAGAAGUACCCGUCAAAAAAAGCACUUCAAAUAAUUUUCCAAAAGACACUUUAGUGUAUGCUAAGGUUUACAACAGUGCAAAUAAGUGGUCCUGGGUUCCGGGUACGAUUAUCGAAUCAAUUGGCAACGUAAACUUCAACGUUCUGCUGUCGUAUCAUCACGGGCGUAAAAAGUUAAUUCGUGCACACUUAAAUCAAAUUCGUCCAAGGUACGAUGAAACAGCGCAAAAUUCGAAAGCCAAAUGGACUUUCGAUGUGUUGGUGGAUGAUUUUGGACUUAAGCAAGAAGUAAAUCCAGAGCCAGAGGUCGAAUCCGAAUUGUCAUUCCAAUCCGCAGUUGCAGAUCCACCUAUACCAGAUGCAGUACUACCACCAAUCCAGCCACAAGUUCAACGUCCAAUCAGAAACAUCCGGUUACCGAAAAGGUUGGAAGACUUCGUCGUGGGAUGA